AUGCCAGCAAGAGCCAAUGCAUGGUGGCUAGCACUGUUCACAUUGCUCAUGGGCAGCAGCAGCUUUGCUCAAUGGUCGAGAACAUUGAGUUUGCCUAAUACUUACCUGGGCUCGACACCGUACCAAGGAUUAUCAUUUACCUCGCCCAACAUCACCUCAGCGCUGCGGAUACAGCGAGACAUUGCACUCAAUGUCACCAUUGAUCGGAUACAUUGGCCUGCCAUCCACCUGGCGUCAUAUUUUGACCGAGACUAUUCUGCAGAGAAUAUACAAACUGUGGAAAAUCUCUUGGUCAUGGGAUACCAACGGCUCGUCCUCGACAUUUACUGGGAUGCUUCUCGAGCGACAUGGCAACUUUGCCCCGAAGUGAUGCCCGUAACGGCCACCGAUGACGACCACGACCGCAAUACGAAUCUUCGCCGAGUUGGAAGAUAUAAUUGCAGCCCGUCUACCAGUUUUCGUCAGUUCAUGGAAGCUGUGAACAACUAUCUCCUCAUGACCGAUCUCUCUACCGACUCGGCCAACACCCAUCUAAUAUUCUUAAUCCUCAAUUUACACUCACUCAACGGUACAUCCGGCGCCUAUGCAUUGAAACCUGAAAAGAUUUCUUCCAACGAUGACUCGAGUCUGUCAAACAUUAUUCAAUCUGCUAUUGAUCGCUCCGUCAAUAAUUCACCUCGCUAUUAUACGCCUCGAAAUCUCACAGAUAAUCGACGUAAUGUCAACGGCAGUUUCUAUGUCGACGGUAUGCCUUAUCCGCUGCCGUCUCGCACUGAUCACAAUGACCCUUCACCGGCAUGGCCAGCGUGGGGCUAUCUCGUCGAACGAAACGUGCAACUGCUAGUUGGAUUCGGGAAGAAUAACCUACCGAACGGAAGCAAUUAUGAUAUAUCCGAUGAUCGAGAUAUUAUCUUUGACCCGGAAGUACUUGGAGCUGGAUCAAGGAUGGAAAAGGUUACGUUGAAGGAUAUGAAUGCUACCGGAUGGGCGGAUUGCAACCGGCCUGGCAACACGACAGUGAUGAUUCCUGCCGACGGAAAUAGCACGCAUUGGCAACCUCCCAGUCAACAAGCAUCGGUGUUGUCAUGGUCAUGGAGUUUCAUGAUGGACGGCCAGGACCGAUUCACCUAUGAUACGGCGCUUCAUGCUACUGAAUGUGGUUACUCGCCUUAUUUCACAGCUUCCAAUUACAGCGAGAAAGGAUCGUCCUAUUCUGUCAAUGACACUGGUCAUUUUGCAGAUAAUAUUUUAUCAUCGAUUUGGUCGUGGGAAGUGGGCGAACCUCGUACGAGUGGCAAUCUUCACUGUGCAAUGAUCCAGCGAUGGAAUGGACGGUGGCGUGCUGGUGAUUGUACGCAUUUACUUCGAGUUGCUUGUCGUCACGUCAAUGACGCCAAUGAGUGGGUUUUGACGCCUACAUUUUUCUCGUACGAUCGGGCUCUUUCAGCCUGUCCAGAAGAUUAUGUGUUUGAUACACCGCGAAUUGCACAACAAAAUCGGAUGCUUUUCAAUGUGUUACAAAAGGACUUGGUGCACGAAUCUGUGGAUGACGAAUCAGAGUCCACCGAUCCCACCCAUCAUUUAUUCUGGAUAAACCUUAAUUCCGCUACAGGAGACAACUGCUGGGUGGUUGGAAGAAACUCCACCUGUUGGUGGUUGAAUCACAGCGGUCGACCUUACUUGUUACUGAUCAAAACUUCCAUUGUGGGUGGUAUUAUUGUUUUGAUCCUUUUUGGAUUCUGUGCUUGGGUGAAAUGUGCCCGAGUGUGGCGUUCGAGAAAAUCACGUGGACGUAAAAACAUGGUAAAGCAAUUGCUGGCCAAACGCGAAUAUGUCACCGUACCGGCGUGA
Messenger RNA from Radiomyces spectabilis, 1851 nucleotides. RefSeq lists its product as uncharacterized. The record is from RefSeq and is a predicted model, not a curated record. The coding region runs from base 1 to 1851 and encodes 616 amino acids. The transcript is spliced from 3 exons. Lineage: Eukaryota; Fungi; Mucoromycota; Mucoromycetes; Mucorales; Radiomycetaceae.